Messenger RNA from Caenorhabditis bovis, 1128 nucleotides. Lineage: Eukaryota; Metazoa; Nematoda; Chromadorea; Rhabditida; Rhabditidae. The record is from the annotation of a GenBank genome assembly.
AUGAUGGAAAGCGAUGAUCAAGUUUCAGAGUCAUCAAGUUCUGCAACCGAUUCUGAUAGUGAAACCGAUGACGAUUUAAACAUCUGUAAUCACUAUAUUCGCGCCGGUCAUGAAGGUUGCGAUGAAUAUACUGAGUUGACAACUUUUCAUGGAAUGAUUCGAGUUUUCAAUUCGAAAAACUGGCCAUCUUUAAUUUUCUGGUGCUUGGUAGUCACAACAUGCUUGGUGUUUUAUAUGAUUGUUUGUGGUUUAAUGAUAAGCACAUAUUCGAAACAACACUCGUUUCAGCGGAAAAAUUCAGAAAAAAAUGCCGAACAAAAAUUUGAUGUUGAAAUUUGCUCGAAAUAUCUCUAUAAUUGCCCAAAUAGCUCCAAUUUCUUUUUAUCGUGUCAUAAUGAAAACUCGAAAUGCAUAAAUGCUUCGUUUAUAAACCAUCUCAAAUUAGAAAAUAUUCCCAAAAGUUUUUUUCUCAAAAUAAAUCGGAAUCCAAGAAAAUGGUACUUCAAAGGGAAUCCAGGAAUUCAUCAUCGAUUACGUUUAAAGCAUAUCCAAAUUCAUCGCUUGAACCUUGUGAAUUCGAAUUGCUAUGAUUCUUGGGAUUCGGUUCCAUGGAUUAUAACAUCGCCGAAUGAGUCGUACAGCUUGGAAGAAUGUGAAAUAGAAAGAAGGAGGUUGUAUGGAGAAAUUCGUGACAUUCAAGAAUGUUAUCAAUGUUAUCCGCCGUGCGUUGAAGACAAGAUCGAAGUUAUUUAUUCUCGCACAUUUGUCAAUAAAAAUUCAAGUGUUAUUUCAAUGAGGUCCCAAUCAUACAUUACAGUAGUCCAUGAAAUCCGGAAAACCGGAAUAGUUGAUAUAUUAUCGAACCUUGGUGGUGCAAGCUCUUUAUUCAUGGGAUGCAGUUGCAUAACACUUUUAGAAAUGUUCAUAUUCCUUUUUAAACUUGUCUUCCAUUCUUUAUUGUCGAAGGAUGUGGGAAAUAAUGAAUUAGCACCGGAAGAGGACAAACGACUGACAUCGAGACGACGAGCCAUAAUUGGAAAGGAUUUCCAGAGUUAUCGCCAAACUAGGGAAUUGAAUGGAUUAUUGCUUAGGCUGCUUCAAAAUGCUCCAGACCAUCAAAACAAAUGA